ACCCAAAACAGUCUCAAUGAUUUGUUUUUACAGGCUGAUCAACUGACAGAGGAACAGAUUGCUGGUGAGUACAUAUAAUGUGCUGCGGCACUUUCCUAAUCUUCUCUCCUUGAUGGUUUGGUGUGCAUUCUGGGGUGGAACUAUUCUUAUGUGCAAGUAAUACAGCAAAAGUGCACCAAAAGGGGUAAGGACAAAAAAAGGGGAAGAGCAAGUCCCACCUUAUGGAUAGCCCACCCCAUAUUUUUUCCUUACUCCUUUUUACCCCUUCAAAGGGCCACCUUUUUUCAAAGUCGCCUAUUAUGGUUGCCAGAAUAGAAAAAAUAUGUGUAGGUAAUUGCAUGAUUUGUAGUGAUAUUUGGCAUAAAUACCACAAGUGAUAUUUCGAAACUGUUGUACAUAAUAGGCGAGUGAAAUUUGAGACAAUUUUGAAAUAUCACGAGUGUUAUUUAUGCCAAAUAUCACAAACAAAUCAUGCUAUUAGUUGUUUAUACUAGUACCUGCAAAGGUUUGUAAUUUUCACAUGUAGGUAUUUCAAAUAAUUAUUAAGCUCAAAUACCACUGCUCUAAGCCAAUCAAAUUGCCAAAAUUUCUCAGGUAGUAGUAUAAAAUAAAAAAUAAUAAGUCACCCCGUUCAGUUACAUAAAAGUUUCAAAUAUUAACAAUCAAAGUGGCUGCCAAGGUAUUGUGGCCCAAUUUCAGGAGAUGCAACUGACAGUUGUAAGAAACGCUUAAAAAAAGUUAUUGCUCGGUUUCAUCACUCCCAAAAUAGGUUGUGUGGUGACUAAAAUGUUUGCAGCUUGGACAUAGUAUUGAUACUGUACAUUUUCUUUGCUUCCUUUGUUUUGUUUAAAAAUGACAUGGACAGGAGGACAUGUUUUGGAAAAAAAUGCCCUCACUUACAGGCUGUAAAUAACCCUCGUAAGCACCAGAAUGUGUGAUUUCCUUUUGCAGAAUUCAAAGAGGCAUUCUCUCUAUUUGACAAGGAUGGAGAUGGUACAAUCACCACAAAAGAGUUGGGUACAGUGAUGAGAUCUCUUGGACAGAAUCCAACAGAAGCGGAACUUCAGGAUAUGAUCAACGAGGUUGAUGCUGAUGGUGAGUGCAUAGAUAAUAAAACAGUGCUUCGAUAAGAACUAGGGAAAUGAGUUUUAUCAUCUAGUGGGUCAUGAUUUACCUUCUGGAUAGCAUCACAAGACGUUAUUGGAGUCAGGUAAAAGUGAAUCACUAUCCAGUGAAUAAGCAUUUAGGAAACCAAUAUUGGAUUAUCCUCUGGAUACAGAUUUACCCAGUGGAUAGUGUUAUCCAUCUGGGACCCACUUGAUAAUAAUUAUUCUAAAGUCAUAAAAUUUAUUUCUCAGCCAUGUUUUUGCAACCCUAAAGUACAUUGCUUACACAAGUUGCAUGUGGUAACUGACUUCUUCUUGUAUUAGGCAAUGGCACAAUCGACUUUCCAGAGUUUCUGACCAUGAUGGCACGUAAAAUGAAAGACACGGAUUCUGAAGAGGAAAUCAAGGAAGCUUUCCGUGUGUUUGACAAGGACGGUAAUGGCUUCAUCAGCGCUGCUGAGUUGCGACAUGUUAUGACUAACCUGGGUGAGAAACUUACAGAUGAAGAAGUAGAUGAGAUGAUCAGAGAAGCUGAUGUUGAUGGUGAUGGACAAGUCAAUUAUGAGGGUAAGGCUAUUUCCAUAAUUGGAGAACAACUGCCACUGUCAAUGAAUUGUUAUGUUGUUGUCGUUUUUCUUUUGUUGCUGUUCAGCCGUUAUUGUUGUACUUUGCAUGAAACAGUUACAUGGUGCAAAAACUAGAUUGAGGUAACUGGGUAACUGAUCACCUACCACUUCCCAAAGUCAACGUUGAUGCUCACUUUUCACUAAGGGUAAAAUUGUGACGUAGGGGAGGGGUGGGUGGUUAGUUGCCCAGAUGUCACUUAGCUGUAUGGCAAACAAUGCUGUGGGACCUUGGAAGAAGAAGGUAUUAGCUUUGUAAAUGAUGUAAUCUCUUUGUUUUUCUUGCCCCACUGCACUGAUUGCCAUCCAUUAAGAUUUUUUCCAUGUACCAUUUCAAGCCAGGAGCCAAUUCUACUGUUUGCCUCUUAGAAGAGGGGCUAUUUACACAUGGGCAGAUUCAUGCUCAGCAAGUAACUAUUGUAGGGAGAUAUAGGACAGGGAAAUUUUUGUCAAGUUGAUUUUGUAGAGUACUUAAGAAUGUUGACAGGAAUAAUUUUCUAGAGGUCAAUCUGGCUUUGCCUAACAACCCUGCAUUCUCAUUUUGUCCUUGCAGAAUUUGUGAAGAUGAUGACAUCAAAGUAG
Molecule: messenger RNA, 2311 nt
Organism: Porites lobata
Lineage: Eukaryota; Metazoa; Cnidaria; Anthozoa; Scleractinia; Poritidae
Source: the annotation of a GenBank genome assembly